AUGCAAAGGUUUAUGGACUCACAAGUGGCAGACAAUGAUUUAUUGGCAGCAGCUAAAACGGCAAGCUCAUUCAAUGAUAAGUUAGAGCAUGAAGUCAGAGUGACUGCUGAUUUAGAACCCAUUCCGCAUUUGGGAGAGUAUCCAACUAAAUUAAAAAUGGAUCCUAGUAGAGAUCCACCAUCACCUAAUGCUGCAUCAAAAUUAGAAGAAAAAAUAUAGCAAAUGAAAUAAGUAGUGGCUGAAGAAUCAGUGUUCAAAGUUGGUUGGUAGGAUGAUGACAAGUUGUACAAUAAAAUUAUUGAGCAUCUCAUCGAAUUAGAUCCUGAGGAAUAACCAGACUUUCUAUUACAAAUCUUAAAAAACGAAAUGCGUUCAAACAGAACUCGAGUUGUCUCAAGGUUGAAGGAUAUUUUGGCUAUGAUCAUGGAUGAAACCAUUCCUAUUCCACUCGAAAAACUCUACGAAGUAUGCAUUAGAGCCAACAUGGAGAUGGAAGUUGAAGAAGUGUUUUUAGAAGAACUCAACAUCUCACUUGAUCCCAUAAGAAAUGGGGAAAUUGGGGAAGCUGAGUAGUUGGUUGAAGAAUUGCAAGAACUAGAAUAAUUAGAGGGUGACCAGAUUCAACACCAAGAAUAAAUAUCUGUACCUAUUGAAUUUCAAAUUGUUUUGAGAAAGGAACCUAAAUUUAAAAGUGAUAACAAAUUGAAUCCAAUUGAGACAAGAUCAGUUAAUCAAGUGCAUAUAUUAAACGAUCAAGAAAUUGAAUCUCAUAAUAAGCAAAAAAUUAAAUAGUAUACAAUGAGAUUGGAUGACUUUUUCAUAUCCCAACAAGGAGAAGAAAAUGUAGAAUAACCAGAAGAAUAAUAAUAAGAAUAAUAAGAAGGUGAUUAAGAAUAAUAGUAAGAAGGUGAUUAUGAAUAAUAAUAAUAAGAAGGAGAUUUAUAAGAAGGAGAUUAAGAAUAAUAAUAAGAAGGUGAUUAAGAAUAAUAGUAAGAAGGUGAUUAAGAAUAAUAAUAAGAAUAACAAGAUUAAGAAUAAUAAGAUUAAGAAUAAUAAUAAGAUUAAGAAUAAAUAGAAGGUGAUUAAGAGCAAUUAGAAGAUAACUAAGAAUAUGUAGAAGAUAAUUAAUAAAUUGAUGAGCAAAUAGCUACAGAAUAAGAAAUUUAAUUUGAACCUGGACCUAGAGAAUUAUUUAGAAAUCCAUAAAUACCUUUUGAUCCGAUAGAAGAAAUCAUUCAAAAUGGUGGAUUUAUCCCUCAUGAAUUUAUGAACCCUCAACAUAGAGAUGAUAUCUAUGUAAACGACCAUCAAUACAUUCCUCUCACUCCAGAAGAAAUGGUCUACUAGAGUAAACCGAUUAUUCCACACGAGAUUUUCAAUCCAAUCAAUGAAGACGAUAAGUAUAACACUUAUGGACAUAAAAAAAUAAAUAAGGAUCCUUAUUUUCAUUACAAUCAAGGAACUCAACAGAAUUCAACAGAGAGAUAACCUGAUGUAGCCCAAUCAAUAAAUAUUGUGUAAGGAGAUGCUGAAAUGUAAUCAAUUAAUAUUGUUCUUGAUCCAGUACAAAUGCAAUCAAUAAACAUUAACUUCGAUGAAACCCAGGCUGAAUAAUACAAAUAAUAAUAACUCUAUCACAAAUACAGAAACCAAAAACACUUUAUCAAUCGUGAUAGCUUCCAUUAUCCUAAUGACCCUCUUUAUCCAAAUAUUCAUACUGUCCAAGAUCACACCAGAUCGCCAUACUAUUAUGAAGGUUAUUAUACAGGAGAAGUGCCUCCGCAUCCAUAUCAAGUGUACGAACCUCCUUAAGAAGAACCAAUCCAAGAAAUUAUAAAUGAAGAGAUUGUUUAGGAAAUAAUCAACGAAGAACUAGUGCCUCCAGAAGAAGCAAUUUUAGAGAGUCCCCCAGAAGAAGGGGCUACAGAAAUUCAACCUGAGGAGGGUGCUGGAGAUGCACCACCUGAAGAAGGAGGAGGAGGAGGUGAAGCUGUCCCAGAAGAAGUAGCCGGAGAAGCUACACCUGAAGAAGCAGUUGGUGAAGCAAAGGGUGAAGAAAACAUUGAAGCCAAGGGGGAGGAUGGUACUGAUGGUGCAACUCCUGAAGAAGGUACGAUUGAAGAUGGUAAUGUUCAAUAAUAAGAGGAAACUACAUAGCAAGAAGCUGUUCCAGAAGAAACUCCUUAAGGAGGUGGAGAAGAAAUUAAAGAAGCUGAACCUCUCGAAGAUUAGUAAUAGGAAUAAGAAUAAGUUGGAGAUGAAAUACCAGCUGAUAAUGCUGAAGUGACAGAUUAGGUUAUUUAGGAAGAUCCACUACCCCAAGAGUAUGAACCUUGGAUAAAUUGGGAGGAUGUACCAGAUGAAGAGAUUGAAUAUUUAAUUAGUCGUUUAAUCGAUCCUAGGUUUUAUGAUCCUCAUCAUCCAGAUUACAACCCAUAAGAUCCCAGAAAUAUAGUGUUCACUUCAAAUCAUUUACAAAGAUCACAGGUGUAUUUAUAAAUGAAAAACCCUUUAUUUUAUUUACCUGGCUAGGGUCCAUAUGCUAAAUUAAAAUCAUGCAACACGCCAGAAGACUUGCUAGAUCAAAUCACUCCUGAGGACCUUCAUUCUUUGGUUAACGAAUGGAAGAAGAGAACUCAACAUUAUGAUAACAUCUCAGAUGCUGAGUAUCGAACAAGAUCCUAAUAAUCAUAAUAAACUUCUAUCUAUCGUCCUUUUCAGGAGUCCUCAACUUUGGAUCAAGCUCCAAUCGAUCAACAAGAAUUUCAACCAGGAGAAGUACCUAAAUAAAGGAAAAGCUCUGAUACUGUGCCCUAUGAAUUUGCAGAUGAGGAUUUUGUUACGCCAAGAGACAUUGGCAAAUUUGGCAGGAAGAAACCUUUUCAAAUGUAAGGAUUAGAUCCCAAUGAUCCGAGAUCGAUACCUAAUUUUAAUCCAGAUAAAUCAAAUUAUUUUGGCAACAAUGAAUAUGUUGAUGAGAAUCCUAUUCUUAAAGUAAUUUAGGGCAACAAAAUGUAAUAGGAGGAAAGAGGAGACUAUUAAUAGAUGUACCCUGAUGAGUUUCAUCGUCCUCCAGAUUUCGAUGAUGAUAGAUCUUAUAGAACUGGUAGAGAUGGAAAAGUAUAUCAGCCCCAUCAUAGAGGAGAUUGGCAUGACGAAGAUUACUAUGAUGAAUAUGAUGACUAUUACGAUUAUUAUGAAGAUCGAGAUGGUGAUGGCAUCCCAGAUGUAUAUGAAUACGAAGAUGAAUAUCCUCCUUAUUAUUAAAGAAGAUAGCCAUAUGCUGAUGAAUACGAUAGGAGAAGAUAAAGUCAUUACGGUAGAAGAAGGCAUGGAGAUUAUGAAGGUAGAGGAUACAAUGACUACGAUGAUUAUGAAGAUUUUAGAGGACCUGAUGGCUAUGAUAAUGGAAGAAGAAAUAAGUACGGAAGAAGAGGAUAUGAUGACUAUGAUUCGAGAGGUCCUAGAAGGCCCUAUGGUAGAAGGUACGAGUUGGGGGACAAUGAAGAUCUAGAAUCGGAUAAAAUUGGAAGAGAGUUAAACAGAUCAAAAAGGGAUAUGGGUAGAAAAACUAAGUACUAGAAGGGUGAUGAUACAUAGCCUAGAAUUGAAGAAUUUCAUAUUUAUCAUGAUCUAGAUUAAUAUUCUUAAACAAGGAAUAUAAAUGAUAAAAGAAGCAGAGAAGAAAAGGCUAUGCAAGAUCCAAAAUAUCAUCCAGGAAAUGUCAAUGGAGUACCAAAGAUUAGAGAUACUACUAGAGAUUUCGAUGAUUAUCCUAGAAGAGGCAAACCAGAAGAUAAGGAUGAAAUGGACAGUUCUGGCAUUGCAUUUGCAAAAACUUUAAAAGAAUAAGGAAGAUAGAAAAGAAAUAAAAAAUUAUCAGAUGAGAAAUUGAAAUAAAUGGGAUUAAAGAGUCCUAAGAAAUAGAAGAAAAAUAAGAGUUAAAAAAAGAAGAAGUAGAAUGAAGAAAGUGAUGAAUCGACAAACAAAUAAAAUUAAUAGCAAAGUGACGAAUAAUAAUAACAAUAAUAAUAAUAAGAAUAGUAGCCAUAACAAUAAUAAGAGUAAGAUUAAUAGUAGAAUAAAUAAUAGUAAUAUAAAGUAUAAGCAUUAGCUGCUAAUAAAUAGAAUAAUGUUAAUAGUAGCGAUUCACUUGUUAAACCUUAAAAUAAAAAGACUACUUAGAAGGAAAUGUCAAAGGCUAAUGAAAUUGAGGAACCAGAUCUCAAACAUUAAGCAAGGAACAAUGCAGAAAAAAGCGAUGAAAAUAAAGCUCUAGGUAAGAAUGAGGAGCCUCUGUUAAAUAAGAAUAAGAAAGCCAAAACUUUAUUGCAAAUUUCAGAUGAAGAUUGUUCGCAUUUGGAUAGCAGAUCUAAGACUUAUACCUGUAUUUAAUGUAAUGUAAUUAUUGAGUAUAUUUUAGACUCAAAAAUCUUAUCAUUUGAAUGAUGACACCUGGUAUUUAAUCGGUUUAGCUUAAGGGUACAAAAAGGAAUUCCACACUGUAUUUAAAUUGAUAAAAGAACUAAUCAAUCCUCAACAACUCUAUACUAGUUUUGGAAAUAAUAGUAAAAUCUGUUUUAGUAGUUAAGAGAAGUAAAUUAUUAAUUUAGACAAACUCAUAACCAUAUUUUAAGGAAAGAAAGUGACUAAUACUUUGAUCAAGUUGCCUGAAAACCUACUAAUGUCAUAUUUCUAAUUAGCCUUCAGCAACCAAGAAUUUUCUGAUUUUGAAUUAGAAAUUGAUGACAACAGCAUUCAGAUUGAAAAGGCGGGAGUCACAGUAUCUAAGAUAAACAUUAUCUGGCAAGCACUUCAAGUGUAAUUAGGAUAUCAAGGGGUUAUUCAUUUCAAUAGAACGGAGAGAAAAUUUGAUUACAGGUAAAUAAUUAGCUAGGAUUGCACAAAUGAGAAUCUUAGAAUCUAUCUACACUUUCCUCACGAUUAUCAAUUUUCAGUUUAAAUGAUCAAGCAAAUAUUUAAUCAAUAAUAUAUAGAACUUUAUGAAUAAUACUUAUUGUAAUAGAUAGAUUAGAAAGAUAGAUGGGUUGUAGUGUAAUUCAAAUCAAGAUAAUGUGGAGAAUCAAGUGAGUAUGGCAUAUCACUUUAAUAAUGA
Molecule: messenger RNA, 5116 nt
Organism: Paramecium octaurelia
Lineage: Eukaryota; Ciliophora; Oligohymenophorea; Peniculida; Parameciidae
Source: the annotation of a GenBank genome assembly